AUGAGAACAUAGUAAUUAGCAGGGUCUGCUAUAUCUCUUUGAGAGGAUGUUCUGUGAAAAGAGGUUCAUAUUAUAGUUAAGCUGCGAGACCAGUUUGUCUGCAUAAGACAUCGGGUUGGAGCCUCGAACUGAGGCCAGUAUGGAGCUCGCUGCGCUGAGUAUUGUGAUCAUGUUGGCGUGUGUUCAGGCCGAACCAUGCCAGCCCGGUCAAGAAAGAUUUGGCAAUUCCUGCUACCAACUGCUCACUGAAACAUUUACAUGGGAAGAGGCAUCCCAAGCCUGCGCCAAUAUUGACGCUGGUCUGGUGAUUCCUGACUCCCUCCAAGAGCAUCAGUUCAUCUGGGAGAUGUUCACGAGGAAGGUCACUGAAUCAGGGAAUCUCUGGAUCGGCUGUAGUGAUGUCAAGGAGGAGGGCAGGUGGGUUCAGGCUGGUGACGGAGAUCACGAGUGCACCUACUUCAACUGGGCAGAGGGGGAGCCGCAUCCCGACUACAAGGAUCGGGAAGAUUGUGCAGGAAUGUGGGGCUAUUUUGGUCACGGUGGACUGUGGAAUGACAUGCCAUGCACGAAUAGCUAUAACGCGAUGUGCGAGAGCCCUGCUGUCCCGUCCAUGUCCUGUCGGCUGACGUAUGAUGCCCGUGGCUUCUUCACGGCCCACUGCCUGACCGAUCGCAUCCUCAAGGAUAGCUCAACCAGCAGCGUGGCCUGGGCUUUGGUGUGCCGGGAUGGGCCUCGAUGCCGCUCCUUCAGUCUGCGCCCGGCAAGCCGGGGAGCACUCAUGUCAUGUCAGCUGGACCCCGCUAUCGAAAUGAACACUGAAGAUGCCAAGUCAUGUCAGUACUACUACUUCUGAGGGAUGUUAUUUCUACUAAACUGCACAUUGUAACGUUUGUUAUCGUUUGUGUUAAGACGGAUAUCGUGAGUUUUAUAUUGAAUGGCUUAAUUUGCGACGAAAUUUCGGAGUUUCUACGUUCCGUAUUGUUCGACAUCUCCAUUUUUGCUUUUAAUGUAGAUCAUCUAUCGUUACUCUCUGAAAAUCUGUUGCCGUAUUGCUUGUGCUUUUAAUGAAUUUUGAUUCACCUAUUAUUAAUAACCAUUUAUACUCCUUGCGAAGGAUCGUCGUGCGGGUGAAUGUAUGUGUGUAUCCGUAAUAGUCCGUCUGAGGACUUGGAACAAUAAAGCACCUGCGAUUACAAUGAACCCAAGGACCUAUGCGCAAGCCUUUACACAGUGAAACUUAAUGUUUAACUGUUGGACAUGUUAUAGACGCUUUUAUUUGCAAUAGUUUACAAAGUUU
Messenger RNA from Patiria miniata (bat star), 1297 nucleotides. RefSeq names its product perlucin-like protein. Bases 140 to 853 code for a protein of 237 amino acids. The record is from RefSeq and is a predicted model, not a curated record. NCBI's taxonomy places the organism in Eukaryota, Metazoa, Echinodermata, Asteroidea, Valvatida, Asterinidae. The transcript has a single exon. Gene Ontology annotation, molecular function: signaling receptor activity.